Messenger RNA from Boleophthalmus pectinirostris (great blue-spotted mudskipper), 1035 nucleotides. RefSeq names its product proteasome subunit alpha type-6-like. The record is from RefSeq and is a predicted model, not a curated record. Bases 190 to 930 code for a protein of 246 amino acids. The transcript is spliced from 7 exons. Gene Ontology annotation, biological process: ubiquitin-dependent protein catabolic process. NCBI's taxonomy places the organism in Eukaryota, Metazoa, Chordata, Actinopteri, Gobiiformes, Gobiidae. Gene Ontology annotation, cellular component: proteasome core complex; nucleus; proteasome core complex, alpha-subunit complex.
AAAAGUAUUCGUUGAGGAAGUAGCUACGCGGUCCAGAUUGUAGCACAGUCAUGCUCUUUUACAAACUACAAUAUUUGGCGUUAUAAUAAGAAAAGAAAAGCGUAAGUAACCGUAACCCAGACGCGCUUUGAGUUUUACGCACAAACAACAUCCUGUAAGUUCAUUUGAGGUCGGACGAGAGACGGCGACAUGUCCCGCGGCUCAAACGCAGGCUUUGACCGACACAUCACCAUAUUUUCACCCGAGGGCCGCCUCUACCAAGUCGAGUAUGCCUUCAAAGCCAUCUCCCAGAGCGGACUGACCACAGUGGGGGUGCGGGGGUCUGACACUGUAGUGGUGGUCACACAGAAGAAAGUCCCUGACAAGCUUCUGGAUUCGACCACUGUGACCAACAUGUUCAAUCUCACGCCCAGGAUCGGCUGUGUGAUGACCGGACACAAUGGGGACAGUCGUUCCCAGGUGCACAGGGCUCGAGUGGAGGCCGGGGAGUGGAAGUAUAAGUUUGGUUAUGACAUCACUGCAGACGUGUUGUGUCGGAGACUGGCUGAUAUCUCACAGGUCUACACUCAGAAUGCAGAGAUGAGGCCACUGGGCUGCUGUAUGAUAUUAGCAGCCAUAGACCCCCAGCAGGGCCCUGUGCUGUAUAAGUGUGACCCAGCUGGUUAUUACUGUGGAUUCAGGGCCACAGCGGUCGGGGCUAAACAGACAGAAGCUAACACUUACCUGGAGAAGAAACUCAAGAAGAAACCUGAGCUGACCCAUGACCGCACUGUGCAGAUGGCCAUCUCCUGUCUGUCCACAGUCCUGUGUCUGGACUUUAAGGCCAACGAACUGGAGAUUGGAGUGGUCACCAAAGACAAACCUAAAUUCAGAACACUCACAGAGGCAGAGAUUGAGGCACAUCUCAUCACCAUCGCAGAGCGGGAGUAGUUGGUCAUGUUAGAAUUUGACAUUACAUUUUUAUCAGAUUUUAUUUUCACCAUCAAAUGACACAUUAACCCAACUCUACAAACUCAAUAAAAGCAAUUCACAUGA